AAAACGGCCUUUAGGAUACCUUAUAGUUACUAUAAAUACCUCGUCAUGCUAUUCGGACUUACGAAUGUACUAAUAACGUUCUAUCACAAGCCAACCAUAUACCGCGACCCGGUAGGGCACAGGAGGCUAAAUGAGCCACCAAUCAAGAAGGGCACGAAGCGAGGCUAA
Thermothelomyces thermophilus ATCC 42464 is the source of this 168-nucleotide messenger RNA. RefSeq lists its product as uncharacterized. The annotation marks the transcript as partial. Lineage: Eukaryota; Fungi; Ascomycota; Sordariomycetes; Sordariales; Chaetomiaceae. The record is from RefSeq and is a predicted model, not a curated record. The transcript has a single exon.